Mycosarcoma maydis (corn smut) is the source of this 2076-nucleotide messenger RNA. RefSeq lists its product as uncharacterized. The record is from RefSeq and is a predicted model, not a curated record. Gene Ontology annotation, biological process: intracellular protein transport; retrograde transport, endosome to Golgi. Gene Ontology annotation, cellular component: endosome; retromer, tubulation complex. The transcript has a single exon. Bases 1 to 2076 code for a protein of 691 amino acids. Gene Ontology annotation, molecular function: phosphatidylinositol-3-phosphate binding. NCBI's taxonomy places the organism in Eukaryota, Fungi, Basidiomycota, Ustilaginomycetes, Ustilaginales.
AUGUCAUCACAGCCACCUUCAGCGCACGCCGUACAAGCGCAGCAGAGCAUCAAUGGUGUGCCGUACUAUCGAUCUCAUCCUGGAAUGUCCGCUACAGCUGCUGUCUCCUCGGAUAAGCCGGUUCCACCAACACCUGAAUCUGUACCGCAGGCAACGUCGGUAGCCCCAACAUGUCCAACAUCCGCGCCUGCUCUGCAACCCGACCCGGAGCAGCGCAAAGCUCAAUGGGCCGCUCGACCUGAUGCUGAUGCUGCUCGUGUCUAUGAACCGCACUCGAAACCAAGAGAUGUGUUUCUGCGGGUCCGCGUUCAUACCAUCGAAAAGGCCAAAAAGGAUCUGCUGGUGCGCCUCGAUGCGCUCACCAACCUGCCGCACUUCCGCUCGUCUUCGUAUCCUGGCGUGACACGCACCUACCGCGAGCUGUGUCUCUAUUCUCUGGCGCUAUCGCUGUCGAGUCCCGCCAUCAUCGUGCCCGCCUUGCCCUUGCCCUCCACCACUGCAAGCGGCUUGGAAGAUACCCGCAUUCUGCGUCUCAUGCUUGCUAGAUGGUUCUCGCGCGUUUUGGCCGAGCCGGCACUGCGCGAUCAUCCCGAAACUCGCAAUCUGAUCGAAGCCGACUUUGCCUACUCGCCCACGCCGCCGGGCACUGGAAGCUCUUCGGCAGCUCGCAAGCGAUUCGCCAACGCAAUGGCAAGCGCCGCUUCGGUCGCGUACGGCGGUGUCGACGCCACUGGCGCGCUUCCCAACGGCGUCCUCGCCACAUCGGCCUCGGCUGGCUCUCGCGUUAGCAGCGGCGGUGGCUUUAGCAUCCUCGGUCUUGGCGGCAGCUCGAAAGGUCUCAGCACGUCCCGAAGCGUCUACGACGACGACGAGGAGCUUGUGGCUGCGCGAGCCGAAGUGACACGCCUCGAGAUGCAGUUCGCUGACGCUGCCGAGGCGUCGGAAAAGCUGGCAAAUGCACGGCGUUCGCUUGUGGUGGCGCUCUCGGAUCUAGCUGUCAAGCUCAACAAUCUCGGAGCGGUAGAAGAGAUGCGUGCGCCGUCAUUGCGCCUCGGUCUUCCGUAUGUGCUGAAACGCACCGCCUACACGGCGCGCAGCCUUGGCGAUCUGCAGGACGCGCUGAGCAACACAGAGCUUUUGACGAUCGGCGAUGCGGUCGCGUACCAGUCGAUCAACGCGCGGGCGGCCAAGGAGACAAUGCUGGCGCGCAACGCGCUGGUCGAAGAGCAUCACAAUGCGCAAAAGACGACGGUGAGCAAAAAGAGGGAGGCGGAGCAUCUCAAGAUGCAGCGCAACCUGCGCGCGGAUCGCGUCGACGAUGCGCUCGAGGAGCUCAACGAAGCGCAACGACACGAGCAUGCGCUUGCACUGCAUUUGGGCAAGAUCAGCCAGGAGCUGCAUCACAGCUUGCAGAGCCACAGUCGGUAUGCGCACCAGGAUCUGCAGCACGCGCUGGCAGAGCAUGCGAGAGGCAGUGUGAUGUUCGCCACGCAGAUGUUGAAGGAGAUGCGUGGGUUCAAGCUCGAGUUGGACGAUGGCGCGACGAGCGCCACUGCGCCGCAGACGGUCUCGCAUGCGCGCCGAGCCGACGGAUGGCGACUGGCGGUUGCACAGAUCGGGGCGGAUGCGAGUGGCAGUGCUAGUGCGGAUGCAAGCGCGGAUGCACGAUCGGACGGCGCGGCGUCGUUGGUUGGCGAACACACGUCGCCGAUGUCGGCAGCAUCGACGGUGCAAACGCCAUGGUCAGCGUCGGAAUCGCAAGCACAAUCACAAUCGGCGUCGCAACUGCGCACGCACAUGCACGCUCCACCGGCUUCUGGCGCAUUGGCACACUCGGGCCUCUCGCAAUCCGUACACUCGACCGCAAGUGCAGCAGGCGCGGCGGAUGCGCGCCCCGCGUCCACGUCGGCUUCGGCGCGCCUCGGCACACCGACACAGUCCAUGAUCCUCGCUCGUCCCAACUCGGCGCCCAGACCGCCAUUCGGGACACUCAACUCUGGCGCGUCCGGCACCGCGAGUGGCAGAUCCCGCAUCUCGGCUGCCGAAGCCGCCAGAAGCCUCGCCGGCACUUUCUGA